Equus quagga is the source of this 1349-nucleotide messenger RNA. RefSeq names its product succinate dehydrogenase complex subunit C (gene SDHC). The transcript has 6 exons. Gene Ontology annotation, cellular component: membrane. Gene Ontology annotation, biological process: tricarboxylic acid cycle; mitochondrial electron transport, succinate to ubiquinone. Gene Ontology annotation, molecular function: succinate dehydrogenase activity; electron transfer activity. Lineage: Eukaryota; Metazoa; Chordata; Mammalia; Perissodactyla; Equidae. Bases 82 to 591 code for a protein of 169 amino acids. The record is from RefSeq and is a predicted model, not a curated record.
AACAGAGGCCGCGCGCCCGCCGCCACCGCCCAGAGGAGGCGGGGCCGUUUGGCGUCAUUUCCGUCCAGGCCGGAACCCAAGAUGGCUGCGCUGUUGUUGAGACAUGUUGGCCGUCAUUGCCUCCGUGCCCACCUUAGUCCUCAGCUCUGUAUCAGAAAUGCUGUUCCUUUGGGAACCACAGCCAAAGAAGAGAUGGAAAGAUUCUGGAAUAAGAACAUUGGUUCAAACCGUCCUAUGUCUCCCCAUAUCACUAUCUACAGUUGGUCUCUUCCUAUGGUGAUGUCCAUUUGCCACCGUGGAACUGGUAUUGCCUUGAGUGCAGGGGUCUCUCUUUUUGGCUUGUCCGCCCUACUGGUCCCUGGGAACUUUGAGUCUCAUUUGGAACUUGUAAAGUCCCUGUGUCUGGGGCCAGCACUGAUCCACACAGCCAAGUUUGCACUUGUCUUCCCUCUCAUGUAUCACACCUGGAAUGGGAUCCGACACUUGAUAUGGGACCUAGGAAAAGGCCUGAAGAUUCCCCAGCUAUACCAGUCUGGAGUGGUUGUCUUGGUUCUUACUGUGUUGUCCUCUGUAGGGCUGGCAGCCAUGUGAAGAGCUAAAGUUUCCAACAUCAUCUUCCUACAAAUGAUUAUAUUGACCUGUCUUCCUGUUUGUCACCCUUAUCUCCAGCCAGGACAAAGUUCUCCUGAUUUGUUUAGUCCCUUUUGUGCUUGCACAUCCCCUUGGAGCUCAGCAAUAGUGUACCAUAUAGAAACAUAGUAGUGGAAAAGGGUCCACUUUUCCCCUUGUUUCUAAAGAUGGAAUGACUGCAAAACUCCCUUUUCCUGUCCCCAGCUUGCAGCCUACUCUGGGCCUAGGACCCUUAUUCUGUCUCCAUAUUGGGCCUUGAUUUGUGCUGAGGGUCAGCUUUUGGCUCCUUCUUCCUGAGACAGUGGAAACAAUGCCAGCUCUGUGGCCUCUGCCAUGGGGACUGGGAGUGGGGCUUCGGGUGCCACUGCCUGUGGGUUGCUGGUUUAAAGGACAGUUCUGUUCAUUGGUCAGAGCCCAGGGUCUUUAGCACCCACGCAGUAUGACUGAAAGAAGAGGGGUGGGGGUGGAGGGGAAUUAGCCUGUCCCAGCUAGAGGGAGAUAAAGAGAGUGAGUUGGCUCUUGGAGCAGGUGCUUUGGGGAGAAGAUACAUAGCUUACGAUGCAAGAGGAAGAUCCAGAAAAUUAUCAUUGAACCUAUUAAGGGUUAUUUCUUUUCCUUGCCUUUCUGGAAAAACAAGCCUCUUAUUGUCAUGUUCUCUAAUCCAAAUUCAUGUGACGUCUUUUUCUGAAACUGAAUUAAAAUACUCAUUUUGUCUUUGA